Messenger RNA from Papaver somniferum (opium poppy), 1224 nucleotides. Its product is annotated as F-box/kelch-repeat protein At3g23880-like. The record is from RefSeq and is a predicted model, not a curated record. NCBI's taxonomy places the organism in Eukaryota, Viridiplantae, Streptophyta, Magnoliopsida, Ranunculales, Papaveraceae. Bases 1 to 1224 code for a protein of 407 amino acids. Gene Ontology annotation, molecular function: protein binding. The transcript has a single exon.
AUGUCUUUGUCAAGUCUGCUAGAGGAUAUUCAAGUUGAGAUCUUACUGAAACUACCAGCCAGUUCCGUCUUAGCAUGUAAGUAUGUAUGCAAACUUUGGUUUACGCUAGUUUCUAAACCUGAAUUUAUCAAGAAUCACCAUCAUCGAGCAAUUCAAAGAAACAGUGAUCGUAAACUCUUGCUUAGUCAUUACGAUUCGACACGGCCAGGCGAUGAAAAACCUGCAAUAAGUUCUAUAGAUUAUGCUUCUAUAUUGCCAUUAUCAUUAUCAUCUGAUUAUGAAUGUGAUGGGGAAAUUCCUGUGGAUUACCCUAUUUCCCCGUUCCGACAGGAGGAUGUUAAGUUCCUUAGAAUAUUGGGUUCCUGUAAUGGCUUGAUUUGCUUAGGUAUUGUAACGUAUGAUUGCGAUGCUACAAGAAUUUGUAUUUGGAACCCAACGACAAAAGAAUAUAAACAAAUCCCUAGAUGCGGUAGUCCAAGUUCCGACAAGAAUUGGUCUUAUGCUAAAUAUGGAUUUGGUUUUGAUAAUAACAGUGAUGAUUACAAGGUGGUACGCAUUCCGUGGGACAAUUAUUGUGAGAGUUCAGUUAUUCAGGUUUAUACAAUGGGGUCAGAUUCAUGGCAUGAGGUUCAAACCAUCCCUUACUGGCUUCGUUGGCAAGAGAGGUCUAGUUUGCCCUUUUUCAAUGGAGCUCUUCAUUGGUUAGGCUAUACCACCCAAGGAACAUCCUCUGAUUUUAUAGUCUCAUUCGAACUGAGCAAUGAAAGACUGGCGCAGUUGCCUUUUCCUGAAAAAAAUAGAAAAGAUUGGGACGACAGCGAGAAAGUAUUUACAAGUGUAGGAGUGCUGAGAGAUUGCAAUUGUUUAAAUAUUGGAUAUACGGAUGACCACAUCGAUAUAUGGGUCAUGCAAGAUUAUGGAGUGCCAGAAUCUUGGACUAAGCGAUUUACAUUUAGCAUUAACUUACACGACCUUAUGUGUUGUAGGCCAAUUUGGUCUUUCGAAAAUGGUGACAUUCUACUAGAUGGAUUCUCCAAUUUCUUUAUAUAUGACCCGAGAAGUGGAAAAGUUAGAAUGGCCAUGCCCAUCCGUCAUAGUUAUAAGAGCAGGGAUGUGGAGUUUUAUGUGGAGAGUCUUGUUUCCGUUAAAUCGAAUACUUGUCUGAAAAAAUUGAUUAAGAUGAAACUUGAGGGAGUAAGAAUGAAUCUUGAAGGAGCUAAUUAG